Trichosurus vulpecula (common brushtail) is the source of this 667-nucleotide messenger RNA. RefSeq names its product RNA polymerase II, I and III subunit F (gene POLR2F). Gene Ontology annotation, molecular function: DNA-directed RNA polymerase activity; DNA binding. Gene Ontology annotation, biological process: DNA-templated transcription. The record is from RefSeq and is a predicted model, not a curated record. Gene Ontology annotation, cellular component: RNA polymerase II, core complex; RNA polymerase III complex; nucleus. The transcript has 5 exons. Bases 186 to 569 code for a protein of 127 amino acids. NCBI's taxonomy places the organism in Eukaryota, Metazoa, Chordata, Mammalia, Diprotodontia, Phalangeridae.
UGGGAGGGCCGGCCCAGAGGUGGGCGCCGGAAGUCGCGAGUUUGGUCGCAGCGGCGCGAGCCCGAGCUGUGCGUGAGGCCAGGCACGGGGCUGUGGCUCGUCGGAAUCAGUGAAGAAGACUCCGCUCGGAGACAGCUCUUCCUGGCCGAAGCGGCCAUUGGGCCCGAGCCCGAGGGUCCGCAGGCAUGUCUGACAACGAGGACAAUUAUGACGGCGAUGACUUCGAUGAUGUGGAGGAAGAUGAGGGUCUAGAUGACUUGGAGAACCCCGAGGAGGAGGGCCAGGAGAAUGUGGAGAUCCUUCCCUCUGGGGAGCGGCAGCAGGCAAACCAGAAGAGGAUCACGACCCCCUACAUGACCAAGUAUGAGCGAGCCCGGGUCCUGGGCACCCGGGCCCUGCAGAUCGCAAUGUGCGCCCCUGUGAUGGUGGAGCUGGAAGGGGAGACUGACCCACUGCUCAUCGCCAUGAAAGAACUCAAGGCUCGGAAAAUCCCCAUCAUCAUCCGCCGCUACCUGCCCGAUGGGAGCUAUGAAGACUGGGGAGUGGACGAGCUCAUCAUCACGGACUGAGCCCCGGCCCCGGCCCUGGCCCAGCCCGGCCCCUGUCUCCCAGCAGUUUUUGUGUUCUGUUUGUUUUUCUAUAUGGAUAAUAAAGCCUAUUCACCGUC